This is a messenger RNA of Teleopsis dalmanni, 1874 nucleotides long. RefSeq lists its product as uncharacterized. Bases 1 to 1833 code for a protein of 610 amino acids. Lineage: Eukaryota; Metazoa; Arthropoda; Insecta; Diptera; Diopsidae. The transcript has 5 exons. The record is from RefSeq and is a predicted model, not a curated record.
AUGCCACGUAUUGCGGCAUCUUAUUUACGUGAACCUCAAGCUACUCCACUUGCUCCAGCUACACGCAGCGGUUCAGUUGGCUUUAUUGAUUCUAUACAAAACAACACUGCGUUGGUUGUUGUCAGUUCCAUUGCUCUCCUGUUGCUUCUAUUACUGCUCAUUGCUCUCUUGCUAAUGGGUCGUUCUCAUGUACGUGAGAAACAUAUUGAGAAUACUAGAUCAACAAGUCGUAAUGAGCUACUAAGUGAGAACCAGUCAGGUAGAGUAACAUCAAGUGCUACUGUUUUAGAUACAGAACGCUCCACGAUACAUUCUCGCGAUGUUGGUGUACAAAAUAUGUCGUUCGAGAAGGAGCAAAUACAUAGAAGUAGAGAAGCACGUAUACAGUUUCCAGGUCCACCACAAAAUAGACGUGGCUCUAUUACUUCUACAGAUAACACAUCAGAUUCAUCUGUUUAUUGUCCUAUAAAUCCACCGACUGCAGACGUUCAGCGUAUUUUAGACGAAAAAGCUGCUAACUUAUUUGAACGCCACAAAAGGCGACAUCACCAAUAUGACCAUGCGGAGGGACGCGAAGAAACCGCUUACACUACCAUUCUAUCAGAGAAAAAACGAGAAAAGCAGCGUUACAAAACUAAGCGACGUUAUUUAUCGGAAAAUCGUGUGGGUUCACUCGAGACAAGCCCAGUCCAACGGCUUGGAAACUCAUCAGGUGACGAUAUUGCAACAGAAUCUGUAGAUGGUGAUACAGUAUCUGUACCUGGUGCUUAUCAAAACUACGAGCGUGCAGAAGCUUACAAUCCACAUAAUAACUACCAUCGUAAUAAGCUGUUACAUCAAAAGAGCUUCUAUGUUGAUCCCGAGCCUAGCCAUUCAAAAGGUGUGCAUCAAUUACAGACCACUGAAGCUAUUAACAAAGAAAUUAUACGUACAUUACAACCAUCGGAAAAGUCUUCAGAUACUGGUAGUAUUGGUUCAUUUCUUUCCAUGGCAUCUGUAAAAGCAUUUCCAAAGAAUACUCUGCCGGAACCACUAAAUCGCGUCUUAGAUCCAGUUUUUGUUACAUAUUAUGAUAAUGUGGAGAACACAGUGCCCCCAUCUGGUAAAUCACAUAAGUCACAACGUCGACAACGUAGCCAAAAAGAUUCGCUGGAUGGUACAACUAUUGCAACCAUUGAAAGUUUUCCAAUACCGAAAGCACCGAUGAAAACUCAAAGAUUAACCUCCCAAAGUGAUAAUGCCGAUCCUGGUGUUGUGGGUCCGAUUGUUUGGGAGAGACAUAAGAAAUCAAUGAGUGGCGAUAAAGAAACUGGUAAUGAUAAAAACAACGAUGGAGUUUAUGCAGGUUCGAAUUUUAGUCCGAUUCGUGAUCCUGCUUCUAUACGAAAUCAUUACGGAGAUUUACUCGAAGGCGCCAUGCAAAUGUAUACCAGCCACGAUGAUUUGCCCAUGCCAUUACCCACAAGAGAUUUCACUAAUAAUCGCAAGCCUACUAAACGUGAGAAUCGUGGCUCUUCCGCUGGUAUACCAAGUUAUAGUAGCAGACCGCAUAGUUUUGAUAUACGUCCGUCCACCGCACAACCAAAAACAACGCCUAAAUCAAAUCAAUCAACACAGCCACCAUCACCGACCACCGGCGCUUGGGGUGGCAGUCUUUAUGAUUCACACUCCACACUGGUACGUCCAAUGAGUGCUGGUCCAAUACAGUAUCCAAUGUCGAAAAUUAUGGGCUCUGGUUUGAAAUCGAAAGCAAAACGUACAGAUUCUUCAGCUGCACCGAUUAUUGAGGCAAUUCAAAAUGAGCUACGCAGAUUCAAAGAAGAUAAAAAAUGAAAAAUUUAAUUUUAAGCAAUUUAAUGCAUUUAAUAGUUCUU